GAUUGUCUCGCCGUCUAGUCUUGUCCUCUCCUAGUCCUCCUUCCACUUCCACGGUUCCACCCCAAGCCUGAGAGCAAAUCAGACGAAACCCGUCUCGGCUUCUCCUCUCCCAUCUCCAUGGCGCAAAACGAGACCCCGGAGUCCUCCGGCUCCGGCUCCGGCUCCGGCUCCGGCUCCGGCUCUUCUUCCUCCUCCGCCUCCCCAGCAGGCCGCCUCAACGCCGCCGCCCCGGAGUUCACCCCCCGAUCCGCCGCCCAGCACCACGGCAACAACCCCCAUCGCCGCGGGCCUCACCACCAGCAGCAGCAGCACUACCACCAUCAAUCGCAUCACCACCACCAACAUCAGCAGCACUACCAGCAGCGGCACCAGCACCAAGGCGAGGACGAGGGGGAUGCUGCGGCGGCGACUGCUGAGGAUAAGGGGCUGCCCGAGGAUGUAGCUCACACAGUCGUCAAGCAGGUAGAAUUUUACUUCAGUGAUAUCAAUUUGGCCACAACUGAACAUCUGAUGAAAUUCAUCACUAAGGAUCCAGAUGGAUUUGUGCCAAUGUCUGUAAUUGCAUCUUUUAGGAAGAUCCGGGAGAAAGUUUUUGACAGAUCCUUGUUGGCUGCUGCAUUACGCACGUCAUCGGAGCUGGUUGUUUCGGAUGAUGGGAAAAAGGUUAGACGCCUACAGCCCUUCAACGCCGAAGAAGUUCAGUCACGCAUUAUUGUUGCUGACAAUUUACCUGGGGCUCCAAAGCAUCAGACUCUUAUGAAGAUUUUCUCAGCUGUUGGGAGUGUGAAAUCUUCACGUACUUGCUAUCCACAAGAUGGUGCUGGACCUGCUGCUAGCAAAACAUCGAGGAUUGAGAUGCUUUUUGCUAAUAAGCUGCAUGCUUUUGUGGAGUAUGAGACUGUUGAAGAUGCUGAAAAGGCGGUUGCUGAAUUCAGUGGUGGGGGAAACUGGAGAGAUGGGAUUAGAGUUCGCUCGCUUCUUGGUUGCCUGAAACAUGGGUUGGGUCAAGGAAGAAAAGGUGGAGGUGAGGAGUAUGCUGUAGACGAAGAUGGUCCUGAUACUACUGGCAGUCCACAAGACUAUGGAACAGAUGAUACUGCCCAGAUUUCCGAAGCACAUCUUGAUCAUCAGGCUGAAGAUGGCUCGCAUGACAUUGGUGCAAUGAGGCAGGGGAGAGGGAGAGGACGUGGAGGCAGAGGUCGCGGUCGGGGCCAGUAUCAUGGCCACAGCAAAGAUGCCUAUCAUCCGAUUGGCACUCCUCCGUCGAGUCACGGUGGCCUCGGUGAGCAUCCAGCUGUGCCAAAGCCGCCCCCAGGUCCUCGCAUGCCGGAUGGCACAAGAGGAUUUACCAUGGGCCGAGGGAAGCCGCUCACUCCUAGCAACGCAGCCUAGUAGCAGCGUCUAUGCCGGUGGCAGCCUGUUGGCCUGCUCAUCAGUCUCUUGCAUUCCGAUUACAGUGAUCUUUUGCUCAGGUUCUAAACCGAUUACCGUGGGGAUGCUUUUGUUCAUUUUGAUGUAAGAUUCUGAAAGAAGAAAAAAAGGCUAUGGAUGGUACUGUGGUACAUGCAUGUAUACUGACACCGGAAGUCUUGAACAUGUGAACCUGUUAUCCCGUGAUAUGUAGUUCUUAAAGAAGAAAAUCAUACCAAAAUGGGUUUGAUCA
Messenger RNA from Phragmites australis (common reed), 1663 nucleotides. RefSeq names its product la-related protein 6B-like. Lineage: Eukaryota; Viridiplantae; Streptophyta; Magnoliopsida; Poales; Poaceae. Gene Ontology annotation, molecular function: mRNA binding. Gene Ontology annotation, cellular component: nucleus. The transcript is spliced from 10 exons. Gene Ontology annotation, biological process: RNA processing. The record is from RefSeq and is a predicted model, not a curated record. Bases 118 to 1392 code for a protein of 424 amino acids.